AUGGGAGACAAGUCUGGGAGCAAAGUAACUGCUGCAAAGAACCAGAUCCAUCUCCAGGUAGUGAAGGGGCUGGAGGAUGUGGAUGUGUGUGAGAGGGAGGGCUGCACGUUCGAGGUGACCCUCAACCUGUCCUACAUAGCGGGCACAUGGACCAAGGACGGGGUCAGGCUCAAAUCCAAGCCCACCUGUCACAUCGCUACCCAUAAGAAUAAACACACUCUCACCUUCACCCGGGUCACCGUAGGAGACACUGGCCUGUUCUCCUUCCAGACUGACGGGAGCCAAAACUGGAUCCAAACCUCAGGCCAACUCACUGUCAUAGCCAGAGACAUACAGAUUGUGAAGGAGUUGGAAGAUGAGGAAGUGACCGAGAGGCAGAGUGUGACCUUCCUGUGUGAGGUCAACUGUGAGGACGUGGACGGGCGUUGGUACAACGACAACACCAGGAUCAAACACGGAGACAACGUCAAGAUCAGGCACGAGGGUAAAACUCACACCAUGUGCUUCAAGUCUGUAAGGCCAGCGAAUGCUGGGGAGAUCAAAUUCACCGCAGACAGGGUCUCCUCCUAUGCAACUCUCACGGUAAAAGAGCUGCCUGUGCAGAUAGUGAAGCCUCUGAGAGUGAAGAUUGCUAUGUACAAACACAAAGGCCUGCUGGAGUGCCAGGUGUCCAGGGCCAACGCCCAGGUCAGGUGGUUCAAGAACAGAAGUGAGAUCCAACCCAGCAAGAAGCACCAGAUUGUUAGCGACGAUGUCUACAGGCAGCUGCACAUCGAUGACGUGGCCUCAUCAGACGAGGACACCUACACCUGUGACGCUGGCGAUGACAAGACCUCCUGCCAACUGCUAGUGGAGGAGCAGGCGAUCAGCAUAGUGCAGGGGCUGAGGUCUGUGAAGGUGACCGAGCCCAGGGAGGCCCUGUUCCAGGUGGAGACCAGCCUGAGGGCGGGGAGACCCCCAAAGUGGACCCUGGACGGAGAGGUCCUGAUGGAGGGGCCUGAACUGAGCAUAGACCGGCAGGGCACACUGCACACCCUCUGCUUCAUCAGCACGGACAGCUCUAUGACCGGCCCUGUGCAGUUCAACGCCGGGAAGAGCCGCUCCACCGCACAGCUCACCGUUAAGGAGCGCCCUCUGAAAGUGGUCCAGCCCAUGCCAGACGUGGAGGCUAAGGAGAACAGCUCGGUCACACUGAGGUGUCAGUUUUCCCCCUCCCCCAGGGUGGUGCGCUGGUACAGGGGCCGCACUGCCUUGCAGACAUCCAGCAAGUACAGCAUGAGGACGGAGAAGAGCCAGGCAGAGCUGACCAUCCAGGGCCUCAAGGAGACCGACACUGGCCAGUACAGCUGCAUGGCUGGAGGGUCAAAGAGCACAGCCAAGGUUACUGUGGAGGUGCGAAGGCUGAAGAUCGUAAGGCACCUGGAGCACGUGAAGGUGGAAGAGGAUAGCAACGCCACGUUCACAUGUGAACUCAACUACGUGGUAGCCAAUGUGCAGUGGCUUCUGAACGACAACCACCUCAACGCCAACACUGUUACCAGGAUUCAGAACAUGGGCACCAUUCACAGCCUCACCAUCAAAAAUCUCCGCCCACAGGAGAGCAGGGUGACCUUCAAGGCUGGCCUUCUCACAGAGUCCACCUCCCUCAAGGUCAAAGAAAAGCCAGCAGUGUUCCUCAGGUCUCUAGAAGACAUGUCAGGGGAGGAGGAGGGGAAGGUGUGUCUGCAGUGUGAGACCUCUAAGGAAACGGUCACCCCCGUCUGGAGGAAGGAUGGUACGGUCCUGGCCAGCAGUGACAAAUAUGAGCUGCUCAUGUUUGGGAAGUCCUUAACGCUCAUCAUCCAUAGUCUGAGUAAGGAUGAUGCAGGCCACUACAGCUGUGACCUGGGCACCAGCCAGACCAAGGCCAAGGUCACUGUACAUGACAUUCACAUCACCAUCGCCCAGCGUAUGAAGACCGUCGCCGUUCUGGAGGGCGAGAGCUGCAGUUUCGAGUGCGUCCUCUCUCACGAUGUCAUCGACGAGCCCUCCUGGACCCUGAACGGUCGACUUGUGGUCAGCAACAGCCGCAUCCAGAUCGUAAACAAGGGUCGCAAGUACAAGAUGACCAUCAGAGACGCAACUGUGACUGAAGCCGGGGACGUAGUCUUCUUCGUCAAAGACCUCAGCUGCCGGACCAUGCUGUUUGUCAAAGAGAAGCCGGUGCAUGUGUUCAGGGACAUGACGAGCGUCAAAGCCACCCCAGGGGAGGAUGCUGAGCUGAGCUGUGAGAUCACCAAGCCUGAGGCCUUCAUCCGCUGGCUGAAGAACGGCCAUCAGAUCAGGCACAGUCCUCCCAAGUACGAGAUCAGUGUGGAGGAGCACCUGGUACGGCUGGUUAUCACGAACACCUGUAUCAGAGACUCUGGGGAGUACUGCUGUGAGGCUGACGGCAUUGCCACCCGGGCCAAGCUGGAGGUCAGAGAGCUGCAGCACACAUUUGCUCGGGAGCUGCGGGACACACGGGCCGAGGAGAAGAGCAAGGUGAUGCUGGAGUGCGAGACGAGACUUCCGGCCAAGCGGGUGACCUGGCUGAAGGGCAUGGCAGAGCUCCGGGCGGGCAGGAAGUAUGUGAUGAAGCAGAAGGGCGUGGUCCUCUACCUCACCAUCAGCUGCCUGGAGAAGGUUGACACCGACGUGUACACCUGCGAUGUUGGCACCAUGCAGAGCCGGGCGCUACUGACCGUGCAUGGUCAGAAGGUGUUGAUCAUGGACGAGCUGGAGGAUGUUGAGUGUCUGGAGAAUGACACGGUGAUGUUCAGGUGUCGUAUCUGUCCCAGCGAUUAUGUUGGGGUCAAGUGGUACCUGGAUGAGACCUUACUGUACACCAAUGAGCUAAAUGAGAUCCAAGUGACCCCGGGGGGCUACCACAGCCUCACGUUCAAACAACUGGCUCGUAAAGACUCGGGCACCAUCUCCUUUGAGGCAGGCGACAAGAGGUCCUACGCCUCACUGCUUGUUAGAGAGAGACGUCCCACCAUCACCAAAGCAUUGGAGGACUGCGAGGCCAUUGAGGGAGGCGGUUUGGUGCUGGUGUGUAUCACCUCUAAGCCAUGCCACAUCCUGUGGUACAAAGAUGGCUGCCUAAUGUGGAUUUCCUCGAGGUACUAUGUCAGUCGCUCAGGUAACGAGGCCAGGCUUACCAUCAGGGAGGUCAGUAACAGCGAUGCUGGGGUGUACGAGUGCAGCGCUGGGUCUGUUAGCACCAAGGCUGUCGUCACUGUAAAAGCCAUUCCAGCUGAGUUCACCCAUCCGCUGCAGAGCAGGGAGGUAAAGGAAGGGGAGGAUGUGACCCUUUCCUGUGAGUUCUCCCUGCCGGGGGUUGCGUUCCACUGGAGGAGGGGCUUGGAGACCCUCCGAGCUGGAGAGAGGUACCUGAUGAAGCAGAAGAAGUCCCUCAUCUCUUUGACCAUCACUGGCCCGAAGCCUCAGGACUCAGGAGAUUACACCUGUCAGUGCCGAGACCACAGAACCACAGCCAGCCUCAAAGUCCACGCCAUCCCCAUCUCCUUCACACAACAGUUGAAAAAUGUUCAGGCUGAGGAGGGCAGCAGUUUCACGUUGCGCUGUGAGCUUUCUAAACCAGGAGUCCCUGUAGAGUGGAGGAAAGGGGAGGGGCUGUUAAAGAAUGGAGUGAAGUUCCAGAUAAGGAAGAGAGAGACCAUAUCAGAGCUUCAGAUGUGGAAAGCUGUGCCUGACGACAGUGGCGUCUACAGCUGCGAGUGUGCAGACCAAAAGACCACAGCCACCGUCAAAAUCAGCGCCCUGCCUGUUAUCUUCAAACAAAAGCUGAGGAACGUGCAUGUUGAGGAGGGGAACAAUUUGGUGUUACACUGUGAGCUCUCCAAACCAGGAGUCCCUGUGGAAUGGAUGAUGGGAGGAGAGGAGCUGCUGAAGAACGGAGAGAAGUUUCAGAUAAGACAGAGAGAGUUGGUGAAUGAACUGAAGAUAAUAGAUGCCAAACCCGAAGACAGCAAUAUCUACACCUGUGUUUGUGGCAAUGUGGAAACCACAGCCGGUGUUACAGUCACAGCAACUCCCAUCACUUUCAAGCAAAAGCUGAGGAACCUGCAGACCGAGGAAGGGAACACCAUCUCGCUGCACUGUGAGCUGUCUAAAGCAGGGGUUCCAGUGGAGUGGAGGCUGGGAGGAGAGAGGAUACUGCAGAACGGAGACAAAUACCAGAUCAAGCAGACAGACUCGGCACUGGAACUCCUCAUCAGGGAGGCUCUGCCAGAGGACAGUGGAGUCUACAGCUGUGUGUGUCGAGACAAGAAGACCAAGGCCACUGUCAAAGUCAUUGCUGUACCUGCCACCUUCAAAGUGGGUCUGAAGAACCAGGAGGCCCCAGAGGAGGACAGCAUAACCCUGCACUGUGAGCUGUCUAAGGCUGGGGUCUCAGUGGAGUGGUGGAGGGGGGAGACAGAACUGUCCCAAGACCUGUCCGGAGGAAAGUACCAGAUGAAAUUGGAGGGGAAAAUAGCUGAGCUGACCAUUACCAAUGUGCAACCGGAGGACAUAGGCAAGUACAGCUGUGUCACUGGAGACCAGAAGACCACCGCUGAAGUUAAAGUGCAGGCUCUCCCUGUGACGUUCAAGCGGCAGCUCCAGAACAUGGUGAUCAUAGAGGGGGACAGUGGGGAGUUCUUCUGUGAGCUCUCCAAGCCCGGUGACCCAGUGGACUGGAGGAAGGGCAGAGUCAUCCUGAAGUCUGGAGACAAAUAUGAGAUGAGGCAGGAGGGACGCGUCACUAAACUGCUCAUACAUAACGUGGAGGAGAGGGAUGCUGGGAAAUACACCUGUAAGAGUCGAGAUGCCCAGUCAACUGCUGAACUGACCGUGACAGGCCUACCCCCCACUUUCAAAGAACAGCUGAGGAACAUGGAAGUUGAGGAGGGUAAGACGGUGUCGCUACACUGUGAACUGUCUAAAGCAGCAGCCUCAGUUGAGUGGAAGAGGGGAGCAAAGCUGCUGAAGAAUGUAGGCAAGUACCAGAUGAGGAAGAAAGAUUUACUGGUGGAAUUGAAGAUCAUCGACGCAAAUCUGGAGGACAGUGGGGUUUACGCCUGUAUUUGUGGCGAACAAAUGACCACAGCAACUGUUACAAUGAAGGCUCGCCCUGUCACAUUUAUAGAAGAGUUGAGGAACGUUCAGGCCGAGGAGGGCAACACUGUGACGUUGUGCUGUGAGCUCUCUAAACCAGGGAUGUCAGUUGAAUGGAGGAGAGGAACAGCUCUUCUGCAGAACGGAGAGAAGUACCAAAUGAAGCAGAAAGACGCAGCGUUGGAGCUGAUCAUCAGGAAAACCUUACCUGAGGACAGUGGUGUCUACAGCUGCUUGUCGGAAGACCAGCAAACCUUUGCCACCAUCAUUAUCACUGCCAUCCCAGUCACUUUCAAACAGAAGUUGAAAAACCAAGAGGCUCUAGAAGAGGGCAGCGUGACGUUGCGCUGUGAGCUGUCUAAACCAGGGGUCCCCGUGGUGUGGCUGAGGGGAGAGGAGCUGCUGAGGGAAGGUGAGAGGCACCAUAUGAAGCAGGAGGGCAGGACCGUGGAGAUGGUCAUCGGGAAGGUGGUCCUUCAGGAUGCUGGGGAGUACAGCUGUGUCACAGCCUGCAACGUCAAGACAGCAGCUGAUAUCAAAGUUAGGGCUCUCCCUGUAAUAUUCACACAAGAGGUCCAGAGUGCGGUGAUCAAAGAAGGGGACAGUGGGGAGUUCUGGUGCGAGCUCUCCAAGCCCGGUGACCCAGUGGACUGGAGGAAGGGCAGAGUCAUCCUGAAGUCUGGAGACAAAUAUGAGAUGAAGCAAGAGGGACGCGUCACUAAACUGCUCAUCCAUAACGUGGAGGAGAGGGAUGCUGGGAAAUACACCUGUAAGAGUCGAGAUGCCCAGUCAACUGCUGAACUGACCGUGACGGCUCCUCCCGUCACGUUCAAGGUGAAGUUGAAGAACCUGGAAGUCGAGGAGGAGAACAGUGUGACGUUAUUCUGUGAGCUCUCUAAACCAGGACUGACGGCAGAGUGGAGAAAAGGAGAGGGGCUGCUGAAGAACGGAGUAAAGUACCAGAUAAAGAAGAGAGAGGCAACAAUGGAACUGACAAUAAGGAAUGCGGUGCUUGAGGACACCGGACUCUACAGCUGUGUUUACGCAGAAGCCAAAACCACCGCCACUGUCAACAUCACCCCCAUCCCUGUCACCUUCAAGAUGGGUCUUAAGAACCAGGAGGCCUCAGAGGGGGGCAUCGUGACCCUGCGCUGUGAGCUGUCUAAAGCUGGGGUCCCGGUGGAGUGGCGGAAAGGGGAGGAGGAGGUGAGCCCUGGAGGAAGGUACCAGAUGAAGCUGGAGGGAAAGAUAGCGGAGUUGCACAUUAGAAACAUCCAGCCAGAGGACGUGGGGGAGUACAGCUGUAUAUUCGGAGACCAGAAAACCACUGCUGAAGUCAACGUGAGAGCUGCUGCCUCAGUGUUCUUUGAGAAGGAGCUGGAGAGCAAUGUGGUGAUGGAGGGGAAGUCCGUGGUCCUCUCCUGUGAGGUCUCCAGUGCCACUGUCCCCGUCACCUGGAAGAAGGACGCCUGCCUGGUCACAGAUGGGGAGAGGUGCAUUGUAAAAAAGAAAGGUCCCGUUCACACCCUGGAGAUCAAGAUGCUGAGUCUGGAGGAUGCCGGGGAGUACAGCUGCAUCACUAGGGGGAAGAAAACCACAGCCAUGCUGGUUGUGAAAGAGCGUGUGAAAAUAUUGUCCGGACUGAAGGACAUGAAAGUCACAGCCGGGCAGGACGCAGUGUUUGUGUGUGAGCUGUCCCAUGCCGAGGUGAGUGAAGGCGAGUGGUGGCUGGGCUCCAGCCCACUGCAGAAGAACGAAAUGAACCAGAUGAGCUUUGAGGGCCACCAGCACUGCCUGGUCUUGACCAUGACCACCCCGGAGGAGACCGGGACCGUGGCCUUCGUGGUUGGGGAGGAGAGAACCUCUGCCCAACUGCUAGUUGUCCACAAACCCAAAGUACUCAUUGAGAAGAAGCCCCAGGACAUUGACAUCAUGGAAGGGGAGACGGCCACCUUAUCCUGUACGACCUCUGACCUCAUUACCCCUGUCACAUGGAGAAGGAACAACAUGCCCCUACUGAACGGAGACAAGUAUGAGACGCGUAAGAAGGGCAAGCUCAACCUCCUACUCAUCCAUGAGACGGAACCAGAGGACUCUGGGAUAUACUCCUGUGACACUGGAGACAUGCAGAGCGAUGCCUAUCUGACGGUCAAUGAGCUACCACUGUACUUCGAGGAGGAGCUGCAGGCUGUGGAGGCUGAGGAGGGUGGCACAGCCUUUCUGUUUUGUGAGCUGUCUAAGCCCGGAGUCCCAGUCCAGUGGAGGAAAGGCCGGCUGCCUCUCAGGCCCAACAGGAAGUACCAGAUGAAGCAGGACAACUGUGUGUUUCAGCUACACAUCCUGGAGCUGAAAAAGGAAGACAGUGGCAGCUACUCGUGCCAGGCAGGUUGCGUGGAGACCACCGCCUCUGUGUCUGUGAAAGGUAUGUGUGUGAUUGGUUGUAAGAAGCCCCGGGACACUGUCAUCAUGGAAGGGGAGACGGCGACCUUAUCCUGUACGACCUCUGACCUCACUACCCCUGUCACAUGGAGACGCAACAACAUGCCCCUACUGAACGGAGACAAGUAUGAGAACCGUAAGGAGGGCAAGCUCAACCUGCUUCUCAUCCAUAAUGUGGACCCAGAUGACUCUGGGAUAUACUCCUGUGACACUGGAGACAUGCAGAGCAGCGCCAAUCUGACUGUCACAGAGCUGCCUCCAUGCUUUGAAGAAGAGCUGCAGGCUGUGGAGGCUGAGGAAGGAGGCACGGCCUUCCUGUCCUGUGAACUGUCUAAGCCUGGAGUCCCAGUCCAGUGGAGGAAGGGCCGGCUGCCUCUCAGGCCCAACAGGAAGUACCAGAUGAAGCAGGACGGCUGUGUGUUUCAGCUACACAUCCUGGAGCUGAAGUCCGAGGACAGUGGCAGCUACUCGUGCCAGGCAGGUUGUGUGGAGACCACCGCCACUGUGUCUGUGAAAGAGAUUAAAGUACUCAUUGAGGAGAAGCCCCGGGACACCGUCAUCAUGGAAGGGGAGACGGCAACCUUAUCCUGUACGACCUCUGACCUCACUACUCCUGUCACAUGGAGACGCAACAACAUGCCCCUACUGAACGGAGACAAGUAUGAGAACCGUAAGGAGGGCAAGCUCAACCUGCUUCUCAUCCACAAUGUGGACCCAGAUGACUCUGGGAUAUACUCCUGUGAUACUGGAGACAUGCAGAGCAGCGCCAAUCUGACUGUCACAGAGCUGCCUCCAUGCUUUGAAGAAGAGCUGCAGGCUGUGGAGGCUGAGGAAGGAGGCACGGCCUUCCUGUCCUGUGAACUGUCUAAGCCUGGAGUCCCAGUCCAGUGGAGGAAGGGCCGGCUGCCUCUCAAUCCCAACAGGAAGUACCAGAUGAAGCAGGACGGCUGUGUGUUUCAGCUACACAUCCUGGAGCUGAAGUCCGAGGACAGUGGCAGCUACUCGUGCCAGGCAGGUUGUGUGGAGACCACCGCCUCUGUGUCUGUGAAAGGUAUGUGUGUGAUUGGUUGUGAGAAGCCCCGGGACACCCUCAUCAUGGAAGGGGAGACGGCGACCUUAUCCUGUACGACUUCUGACCUCACUACUCCUGUCACAUGGAGACGCAACAACAUGCCCCUACUGAACGGAGACAAGUAUGAGAACCGUAAGGAGGGCAAGCUCAACCUGCUUCUCAUCCACAAUGUGGACCCAGAUGACUCUGGGAUAUACUCCUGUGAUACUGGAGACAUGCAGAGCAGCGCCAAUCUGACUGUCACAGAGCUGCCUCCAUGCUUUGAAGAAGACCUUCAGGCUGUGGAGGCUGAGGAAGGAGGCACGGCCUUCCUGUCCUGUGAACUGUCUAAGCCUGGAGUCCCAGUCCAGUGGAGGAAGGGCCGGCUGCCUCUCAGGCCCAACAGGAAGUACCAGAUGAAGCAGGACGGCUGUGUGUUUCAGCUACACAUCCUGGAGCUGAAGUCCGAGGACAGUGGCAGCUACUCGUGCCAGGCAGGUUGUGUGGAGACCACCGCCUCUGUGUCUGUGAAAGUUAAAGUACUCAUUGAGAAGAAGCUCCUUGACACCGUCAUCAUGGAAGGGGAGACGGCGACCUUAUCCUGUACGACCUCUGACCUCACUACCCCUGUCACAUGGAGACGCAACAACAUGCCCCUACUGAACGGAGACAAGUAUGAGAACCGUAAGGAGGGCAAGCUCAACCUGCUUCUCAUCCACAAUGUGGACCCAGAUGACUCUGGGAUAUACUCCUGUGAUACUGGAGACAUGCAGAGCAGCGCCAAUCUGACUGUCACAGAGCUGCCUCCAUGCUUUGAAGAAGAGCUGCAGGCUGUGGAGGCUGAGGAAGGAGGCACGGCCUUCCUGUCCUGUGAACUGUCUAAGCCUGGAGUCCCAGUCCAGUGGAGGAAGGGCCGGCUGCCUCUCAAUCCCAACAGGAAGUACCAGAUGAAGCAGGACGGCUGUGUGUUUCAGCUACACAUCCUGGAGCUGAAGUCCGAGGACAGUGGCAGCUACUCGUGCCAGGCAGGUUGUGUGGAGACCACCGCCACUGUGUCUGUGAAAGUUAAAGUACUCAUUGAGAAGAAGCCCCGGGACACCGUCAUCAUGGAAGGGGAGACAGCGACCUUAUCCUGUACGACCUCUGACCUCACUACCCCUGUCACAUGGAGACGCAACAACAUGCCCCUAGUGAACGGAGACAAGUAUGAGAACCGUAAGGAGGGCAAGCUCAACCUGCUUCUCAUCCACAAUGUGGACCCAGAUGACUCUGGGAUAUACUCCUGUGACACCGGAGGCAUGCAGAGCAGUGCCAAUCUGACUGUCACAGAGCUGCCUCCAUGCUUUGAAGAAGAGCUGCAGGCUGUGGAGGCUGAGGAAGGAGGCACGGCCUUCCUGUCCUGUGAACUGUCUAAGCCUGGAGUCCCAGUCCAGUGGAGGAAGGGCCGGCUGCCUCUCAGGCCCAACAGGAAGUACCAGAUGAAGCAGGACGGCUGUGUGUUUCAGCUACACAUCCUGGAGCUGAAGUCCGAGGACAGUGGCAGCUACUCGUGCCAGGCAGGUUGUGUGGAGACCACCGCCACUGUGUCUGUGAAAGUUAAAGUACUCAUUGAGAAGAACCCCCGGGACACCGUCAUCAUGGAGGGGGAGACGGCGACCUUAUCCUGUACGACCUCUGACCUCACUACCCCUGUCACAUGGAGACGCAACAACAUGCCCCUACUGAACAGAGACAAGUAUGAGAACCGUAAGGAGGGCAAGCUCAACCUGCUUCUCAUCCACAAUGUGGACCCAGAUGACUCUGGGAUAUACUCCUGUGAUACUGGAGACAUGCAGAGCAGCGCCAAUCUGACUGUCACAGAGCUGCCUCCAUACUUUGAGGAGGAGCUGCAGGCUGUGGAGGCUGAGGAAGGGGAAACGGCCUUUCUGUCCUGUGAACUGUCUAAGCCCGGAGUCCCAGUCCAGUGGAGGAAGGGCCGGCUGCCUCUCAGGCCCAACAGGAAGUACCAGAUGAAGCAGGACGGCUGUAUGUUUCAGCUACACAUCCUGGAGCUGAAGCCCGAUGACAGUGGCAGCUACACAUGCCUGGCAGGGUGUGUGGAGACCACCGCCUCUGUGUCUGUGAAAGUUAAAGUACUCAUUGAGGAGAAGCCCCGGGACACCGUCAUCAUGGAAGGAGAGACUGCCACCUUAUCCUGUACAACCUCUGACCUCACUACCCCUGUCACAUGGAGACGCAACAACAAGCCCUUACUGACGGGAGACAAGUAUGAGAACCGUAAGGAGGGCAAGCUCAACCUGAUUCUCAUCCACAAUGUGGACCCAGAUGACUCUGGGAUAUACUCCUGUGAUACUGGAGAUAUGCAGAGCAGCGCCAAUCUGACUGUCACAGAGCUGCCUCCAUGCUUUGAAGAAGAGCUGCAGGCUGUGGAGGCUGAGGAAGGAGGCACAGCCUUCCUGUCCUGUGAACUGUCUAAGCCUGGAGUCCCAGUCCAGUGGAGGAAGGGCCGGCUGCCUCUCAGGCCCAACAAUAAGUACCAGAUGAAACAGGACGGCUGUGUGUUUCAGCUACACAUCCUGGAGCUGAAGCCCAAGGAUAGUGGCAGCUACACGUGCCAGGCAGGUGGUGUGGAGACCACAGCCUCUGUGGCAGUAAAGCCUCCCCCAGCCAAGACAGAACCUCCCAAGACAAUGCCUCCCAUGAAGGCUGCCUCUCCCACACCUCCACCAGGGCCAAAGAAACAGGGCAUGAUCCGGGCAUCCAUUGUGGGGUCAGAGGAAGACCUGGAUCCUGAAGCGACGGUGGUAGACCUACGUAAUAAACAGUUAUUAAGGUCUAUUGGUAAGGAGAUUAAGGUAGACCAGCAGGAGAAACAGCAAGUGAAACAGCCAGUAAGAGCUAUGGUGAGGGACACAGAGGAAAAAAAGCCAUUGAAGUCUUUGGUGAAGGAGAUUGAAGUAGACCACAUGGUGAAACAGCCAGUGCCCCCAGCGAGACGAGCGUCUAUAGUGUCGGAUGAUGGGGUAGACGAGGUGAGGAAACAGCCAGUUCCACCAGUGAGACAAGCAUCUAUAAUGUCAGAUGCUGAGGUAGACGAGGUGAGGAAGCAGCCAGUUCCACCAGUGAGACAAGCAUCUUUAAUGUCAGAUGCUGAGGUAGACAAGGUGAGGAAGCAGCCAGUUCCACCAGUGAGACAAGCAUCUUUAAUGUCAGAUGCUGAUGUAGACGAGGUGAGGAAGCAGCCAGUUCCACCAGUGAGACAAGCAUCUUUAAUGUCAGAUGCUGAUGUAGACGAGGUGAGGAAGCAGCCAGUUCCACCAGUGAGACAAGCAUCUGUAGUGUUGGAUGCUGGGAUAGAGCAAGUCCUGAAACAGUCAGUGCCACCAGCGAGGCGGGCAUCUGUCGUGUCAGAUUCUGGGGUAGAUGAGGUGAGGAAACAGCCAGUUCCACCAGUGAGACGAGCAUCUGUAGUGUCAGAUACUGGGAUAGAGCAAGUGGUGAAACAGCCAGUUCCACCAGUGAGACGAGCAUCUGUAGUAUCGGAUGCUGGGGUAGAUGAGGUGAGGAAACGGACAGUUCCAGCAGGGAGGCGGGCAUCUGUAGUUUCAGAUCCGGAUGCUGGGGUAGAAGAGUUGAGGAAACAGUCAGUUCCAUCAGUGAGACGAGCAGCUGUAGUGUCAGAUGCUGGGAUAGACCAAGUGGUGAAACAGCCAGUACCACCAGCGAGACGAGCAUCUGUAGUAUCGGAUGCUGGGGUAGACCAAGUGGUGAAACAGCCAGUACCACCAGCGAGACGAGCAUCUGUAGUGUCAGAUGCUGUGAUAGACCAAGUGGUGAAACAGCCAGUACCACCAGCGAGACGGGCAUCUGUAGUGUCGGAUGCUGGGGUAGAUGAGGUGAGGAAACAGCCAGUUCCACCAGUGAGACGAGCAUCUGUAGUGUCGGAUGCUGGGGUAGACCAAGUGGUGAAACAGCCAGUACCACCAGCGAGACGAGCAUCUGUAGUGUCAGAUGCUGGGGUAGAUGAGGUGAGGAAACAGCCAGUUCCACCAGUGAGACGAGCAUCUGUAGUGUCAGAUGCUGGGGUAGAUGAGGUGAGGAAACAGCCAGUACCACCAGCGAGACGAGCAUCUGUAGUGUCAGAUGCUGGGGUAGAUGAGGUGAGGAAACGGACAGUUCCACCAGUGAGACGAGCAUCUGUAGUAUCGGAUUCUGGGAUAGACCAAGGGAUGAAAAACACAGUUCCACUAGCGAGACAAUCAUCUAUAAUGUCAGAUGCUGGUGUAGAUGAGGUUAGGAAACAGCCAGUUCCACCAGCGAGACGAGCAUCUGUAGUGUCGGAUGCUGGGGUAGAUGAGGUGAGGAAACAGUCAGUUCCACCAGUGAGACGAGCAUCUGUAGUAUCGGAUGCUGGGGUAGAUGAGGUAAGGAAACGGACAGUUCCAGCAGGGAGGCGAGCAUCUGUAGUUUCAGAUUUGGAUGCUGGGGUAGAAGAGUUGAGGAAACACUCAGUUCCACUAGCGAGACAAGCAUCUAUAAUGUCAGAUGCUGAGGUAGACGAGGUGAGGAAACGGCCAGUGCCACCAGUGAGGCAAGCAUCUGUAGUGUCGGAUGCUGGGAUAGAGGAAGUCGUGAAACAGCCAGUUCAACCAUUGAGACGAGCAUCUGUAGUAUCGGAUGCUGGGGUAGAUGAGGUGAGGAAACGGACAGUUCCAGCAGUGAGGCGAGCAUCUAUGAUGUCAGAUGCUGGGAUAGACGAGGUGAGGAAACAGCCAGUUCCCCAAGCGAGAAGAGCGUCUGUAGUGUUGGAUGCUGGUAUAGACCAAGUGGUGAAACAGCCAGUGCCACCAGUGAGACGAUCAUCUAUAGUGUCCGAUGAUGGAGUAGAACAGAUGGUUAGAUCUGUUAGAUCUAAAAAGAAGAUAGAUAUAGAAAUAGGCCAUCAAGAGAAACAUCCAGUGAAGUCUAUUCUGAAGGAGACAGAGAUAGAACAGAGGGAUAAACAGCCAGCAAGGUCUACAGUGCAGGAGACUGAAAAACCCAAGAUGAUGGAGGAUGAUAACCAACUCCAUAUCUCAGAGGAUGAGUCCUUUACUGAGGCCCCCACCCAGGUAACAGUCAACCAGAGGACCAGCAAGCCUGUAGUCGCUGUUGCUGGAGUUCCCAAGGGGCUACAGAUGACUCAGCAAGUUGACGAAAUUGCACUUGACAGUGUCGAGGACGAACAUGAGAUGUUGGAAGCUGCCAUCAAGAUCCAGGCAGCUUUCAAGGGAUACAAGACCCGCAAAGACAUGCGGCCCAUCUUCAAGCAGGUCUUUAAGAACCAGAAUGCUGAGACCAAUGGUACCAUCCAGCUGGAGUGUAAGGUGGAAGGGAAGCUCAACGCAGUACGCUGGCUGAAGAACAGCCAGGAGGUCAUAGGAGACCAACGCCACCGUAUGAACACCUCAGAGGAUGGCGUCUGCACACUGGUGAUCAUCAACAUGUCAGCCAUAGACACUGGGGUCUAUACCUGUGAGGUGGCCAACACGUUUGGUGUGUCCUCAUAUAAUGGUAACAUUACAGUGGGUGAACCUCAAAAGCCACCAUCUACCCAGAGGCCCGCAGCCCCAGCCCAGCCCUCCACCCCUUCUGUGCACCCAGUCCUGGCCUCCAUUGGCCCUCUCCAGCCAGCCCAGACCUCCACCCCUGGGAAGGAGACUGUGGAGUCUGUGGAGUGUGAGGGGAUCUCCCUGUGGCAGGCCUACAAUCUGACAGAGGAGGAUCCCCACAUGACCUUGCAGGAGAGGAGGAGGGCCUCCCUUAUCGCCGCCAGCUCUAUGUCUAGUCCCUCUGACUACGACACAGCUCCAGAUUUCAUAGAGCCUGCUGACAUAAUCCCCAGAGAUCACCCCAGCGAAAAAGAAGCCAUUAAGUCAGACGACCAGUUAUCCAAUAAGGAGGAUAAAGAACAGAAAGUCACGCCUCAACCACCGAGGCAUUUGAAGGUCAAAGUACCUGAUGCCAUGUUGAGGACUCCAUCCCCCAAACACUAUCAUUCCCACACACCUGCUGCUCUUACAGGCUCUGGCUCGGAGUCCGAUUGUGACGAGGAUAGAAUAGAGACAUUUGAUAUAUACGUGGCCAGAGCUAACUGCAGUCCUCAACAAGGUGGCGACAAGGAGAGCUUUGUGUUGAAGGAGGGUCAGUACGUGGAGGUCUUGGACUCUGUCCACCCGGAGAAGUGGCUGGUCCGCACCAAGCCCUCCAAGACCGCCUCCUCACGCCAAGGAUGGGUCUCUCCUGCAUACCUGGAGAAAAAGAGAAAGGAGACAUUCCCACAAAUGAGGACACCACAACAGGAGCUGGAUGUACCAGGGUCUACAGGGGAGAACUACAGGAGAACACUAAGCCAAUUAAUCCAGGGGCUGAUUGAUGGGGAGGAAGAGUUUGUGAAGGAGAUGAAGGAAUUCAUGUCCCACCACCUGCACCACUUAGACACCAGCCCUCAUGUCCCUAUCAACAUCAUCAACCAGAAAGAAACCAUCUUCCGCAAUAUAAAGGACAUCAUGGCUUUACACGAGAGAUCUAUUCUGCCCAGUCUGAGUGAGUGUUCUACUGACGAUGACGUGGCCAUGCAUCUGGUCAAACAUGCAGUGGACUUUGAGAAGUAUCUGCAAUACAUGGUGGGCCAAUCACAGGCAGAGGCCUGUGUCACUGACAAGACCAUCCAGCAGUACUUCAAGCAAAACACGGAAACAGACCCUGAGCACCCCGAAACUGCAGUCCUGGAUGUCAUCACCUUCUUACAGAGACCAGUGGAGAGGAUCCAGACCUACCAGGCCUUGCUCAAGGAACUGAUCAAGAACAAGGCUAAGUGUGCGAAAAGCUGCCUUCUGCUGGAGGACGCCUUCUCCGUGGUGUCCUGUCUGCCCUGGCGCUCUGACAACCUACACCAGGUGUCUCUGAUUGAGAACUACCCUGCCCCACUCACUGCACUAGGAGAACCUGUCCGCCAGGGUCCUUUCACUGUGUGGGAGGAGUCUCCCGAGAUCAAGACGUCCUCCAGGGGCCACCAGAGGCAGGUGUUCCUCUUCAAGGACUGUGUCUUGCUGUGUAAGCUCAAGAGGGACCCUGGAAUGAACUCUGACACCUACGCCUUCAAGAACAAGAUGAAGCUGAAUGAUGUGGAGGUGAAGGAGACGGUGGGGGGAGAUGAGAAGUCCUGGGGGCUGUGGCACGAGCACCGGGGCUCAGUGAGGAGGUACACACUGCAGGGUCGCUCCGCCCUGCUCAAGCUGUCCUGGCUCAAAGACCUGAGAGAGCUGCAGCAACGCUCCAGCCUGACUGCCAGCAGUCCACCAGAGUUUGAAGUUCUCCUGGCUGACUGCACCACAAAGAUUGGGCAGACAAUCAAACUGGCCUGCAAAGUCAUAGGAACACCCAAACCAGUGGUCAGCUGGUUCCAAGAUGGCCUGGCCCUAGAGGAUGGCCCCCACCACAUCAUCACUGCAGACCGGGCAGGCACCUGCUGUCUCAUCAUGGAUGGUGUCACUCCUGAGGACUCUGGACAGUACUUGUGCUACGCUUCCAGCUCUGUGGGCCAUGCUAGCACACUGGCCAAGAUAGUGGUGGAUGCACCCCCCAGAUUCCGUACCAGGCUGCAGAGUGCAUGUCUGCUGGAGGGAGAGGACAUCAAGUUUAGCUGCUCAACACACAGUACUCCUUUACCCCGAGUCAGUUGGUUUAAGGAUGGCAGAGAGCUGACAGACCAGAGGAAGUACCACAUAGAGAGUGAUGCCCGCAGUGGGAUCCUCACACUCACCAUCGUGAACCCUGGAGAGACAGACCUGGGACAGUAUAGGUGUGAGCUGUGGAACAAGUUGGGCAGUGCCAAGAGUAAAGCGGAGAUGUGCUCCGCCUUUGCGCAAGUGAUGGACAGUGAGCCUGACCAACCACAGGCCCUCUUGAUCCAAGACUCCGACUCAGAGGGCUGGUCCACUGCCAUGGUGAAGCAAUGGCUGCAGACAGACUUCAGCCCCACAUCUGUUGUCAAAAUGCUCUUCCAGCCUGGAUACCCUCAGCCCGCCGAGGGUAGCCAAGAGGAAAGGGACCCUACCGCCAGAGGACACGUGGCGGCGCCACAGUUCCCCACUGAGCUUGAGGAGAGACCUGAGGUUGAGGAGGAACUUUAUGUUCCUGAGGCCAUAGAGGAAAUGCCAACAGCUCCUCCCUCCAUCCAGGUGCCGGUGGAGGACCUGUGUGUGGAGCCUGGUCAAUCAGCUACCUUCACCAUCAUCAUCACAGGAAGGCCCACCCCCGAGAUUCAGUGGUACAAGGAUGGAGAGGAGCUGUUGGCCAAUGAGAAUGUGGAGGUGGUCCAGAAUGGUGCCCGCUGCUCGCUGACUGUGCUGUGCCCGGAGAGCGAGGACGGUGGCAUCUACACCUGCUGGGCCUAUAACGACUCCGGACACACCUCCUGUCAGGCUCAGCUGACAGUGGAGGAGGGUCCACUGGAGUCACAGGAGAGAGAGGUGGAGCUUGGGAAGAGGAGGAAGCUGCUGUCUGUGUAUGACGUCCAUGGGGAGAUUGGGAGAGGCACGUAUGGGGUGGUAAAGCGGGUUACCCACAGGAGGACGGGUGAGGGCUUUGCCGCCAAGUUCCUGCCCCUGAGGAGCAGUACGAGAACCAGGGCAUUCCAAGAAAGGGACCUGCUCUCCCGGCUGGCCCACCCCAGGGUGGCCUGUCUGCUGGACUUCUUCUCUACACGGAGGACCCUGGUCCUGGUCACUGAAGUGUGCUCCUCUCAUGGUCUUCUUGAUCAUUUGCUGUCGAAGGGAUCCGUCAGUGAGAGAGAGGUGCAGAUGUACAUUCAGCAAAUCCUGGAGGGAGUUGGUCACAUCCACAGCAUGAACAUCCUACACCUGGACAUCAACACGGACAAUAUCCUGAUGGUGUUUCCACCCAGAGAGGAGAUCAAGAUCUGUGACUUUGGCUUCUGUCAAGAGAUGGACACUUCCAGACACCAGUACAGCAAGUUCGGCACUCCUGAGUUUGUAGCCCCUGAGAUCAUACAUCAAGACCCUGUCACUAUAGCAAGUGAUAUCUGGUCCAUUGGUGUUGUGGCCUAUUUAUGUCUGAUGUGCCGCUGUCCGUUCGUGGGGGAGACGGACCGGGCCACUCUGCUGAGGGUGGGGGAGGGGACACUGAACUGGGAUGCACCCGACCUCGCCUACAGGAGCACCGGUGCCCAGGGCUUCCUCCGCACGGUCCUGCAGCCAGACCCAGCAAAGCGACCAACUGCAUUUGAGUGUCUGGGGCACGAGUGGUUCCAGGAUGAGACUGAUGAUAUCAAUACGAGGGCUCUGAAAGUCUUCAUCUCAAGGAGAAAAUGGCAGCGUUCUCUGACCUGCCUGGGCUCGGUACUAAUCCUGAAGCCCAUCCCAGAGCUACUGGAUGCCCCUCUUCGGGAGACCUCCAUCACAGCCCCCCGGGACCCCCAUGAGCACAGCAGCACCUCCAUGAGCAGCGGCUCCUCCUCUGAGUACGACGAGGCCGACGCCUGGGACUUCUUCCACCACUGCACCACAGCCGACGAGGAUGAAGACGAGGAGGAGGAAGAAUUUGACCCCCUCAUGGAGAGAGCCAGGAUCCCUGAGCUCUUUGCCAAACUGACAUUCGAGGAAGAGGAGGAGGAGGGCACCAUGGAGGAGGAGAACGAGGAGGAGGCGGAGGAGGAGAUGGGAGGAAAGAGGAGCGUGCUGGAGAGGAGCCUAAGCAGGCAGUCUAUAGGGUCCUCGGACGCUUCACAGCAGCCGACCCCCCAGAGGGAGAAGAGGGUCAGCCGAGAAAGCAGCCCGUCCCUAUACCUCUCCGAGGGGGAUGAUGGGUCCGCGUCCGGGAGUGAUGGAGGCCUCAUCGCCAGGAGCAGCCUGAUCCGCAGCACUUUCUACAACAGCUCCGCGCAGCUCUCGCCCAUGUCCGCUCGCCACAUGACCCUCAGGGACAAGUUCCAAGCCAAGAAGCAGGAGAGGGGCCGCAAGCCGCUCCGCAGAAGCCUCUCUAGCCGCCUCAACGAGCCUCUCAUUGAGUAUGUGGAGGACGAAGGCGAGACCAAUCACGGGCAAAGGCGAGGGUCUUUGCAGCCGUCCAUGCUCAAGUCCUGCUCCUUUGACAGCGGGGUCAGCCUCUCGCACAAUGCACCACCACAGAGGAGGAGCAGGUCGUUGGACGAGUACUUCCGACACUCACCAGGAUCUGCCAAACGCAGAGAAGAGGAGAGUGCUUUGAAUCUUAAGGAGGAUUUCACUGAUGAGGAGGAAGAGGAGAAGAGCUUGGACGUUCCUCCUCUCCAAGUGAGAGGUAGAAGAGGUUCAGUGGCAGUGGCUCCCAAACAGCUUACGGCCAGGCUUCAGAAACUGUGUGCAAAAUUGCUCCGUGCUGGUCCAGAGGAGGAGGCGGGGAACCUGGCUGGCUCUCAGUACUCCCUGGCUGAGUCCCUCAUCCUGGAGCAUGGCUCUGAGGGCUCCAGCAGGCUGGGCUCUUGUGAGGAGCUGUCCCACGGCUACCCUGCAGCCGCACAAAGAGGGAGAGCAGGGGAUGAGUAUGAUGACCAGGAGGAGCCCCUGAUCACAACUUCCCCCUGCUCCCUGCUCCAGGGGUCUGAGGCUGUGGACGCUGACAAGGAGCCCCAGCGCCGGAACGGCCAACUUCAGAUCCCACCGAGAAGGACAACCCACCCCAACCAGAACUCAAUGGCCAGAAGUAAUGGUAAGGUUGAGAAGACGGUCCUGCCUGUAAAACCCAGCCCCAGCCUGUCCUUCAAGGCCCCAGAGAGACCCUCGAGGGCCAGCGACACAGAGGCACGUCUCCAGAGGCACGCGUCCACCCCGGCCCUCCAGGCCAAACCGCCCACGGGGAAGUCUCCCAGGAUGUCACCCAAGGUUGGGUUGAUGAAUCUGUUACGUAGGCAGUCCUGGGCGGGGCAUUCCUACUCACAACUGGAGGGCGCGGAGCAGGGACCCACGCUAGGGGAAUUGGAGCCCAGAACCCCCACCAUGUCACUCAGGAAAAAGAUGAGGGCAUCAGCCUCUAGCCUCACCAAGCUGUUCACUAAAUCAUCCAGCAAGGAGGACUUAACGAAGGGAGGGCCGAUUGUUAAGGGUUCAUCUCCUGCUCCACCUGAGCAAAAGGCGAGCGCUGGCUUGGAGAGUGCGAAAAAGAAGUCCAAAUUAUUUUCAUUUAAAAUACCUAAAAUACCUGCAUUCAAGAAGAACAAAGAGAUGCCCAUCCACCUGACCAGGCCUGAUGUGCACCAGUUGGAGGCAGGUGGAUUUCUGCUGGUAUGGAGACCAGUGCAGUCCAGCGACCCAGUGGUUUACUGUGUUCAGUACAGCACAGCCGGCGGGGAGUGGAAGCUACUGUGCGAGGAGGUGACAGACAGUUGCUACGUAGUGAAGGACUUACUCAGAGGAGCAGGAUACGUAUUCAGGGUGGGCUGCAUCACCAAGAAGGGGGCAGGACCUUUCAGUGACCCUUCACCACCUGUUGUUAUGGCAACCCAUCCUAAAGAGACCCACAUUCCCCUCAUCCAGACCGAGUACCCAGGGUCAAAGGGCAGUGGAUCAAGAGGUCAACCUAGCCACAAGACCUACAGCUUCCUCGCAGAGAUCAACAGGGGUCGGUUCAGCGUGGUGACCCAGUGUCAGGACAGCCAGAGCCAGCAGCUGUUUGCUGCCAAGAUCACCCCCUACAGGCCAGAAAAGAGAGCUCUGGUGCUCAGGGAGUACCAGCUGCUUAAGAAGCUCAACCACCGGCACCUGGUGCAGCUGCACACGGCCUACAUUACCCCCCACUACCUGGUGCUCAUCCAGGAGCUGUGUGCAGGCAGAGAGCUGCUCUACAACCUAGCUGAGAGAGAUCUUUAUGCGGAACUCCAUGUGGCAGAGCUGCUGGCUCAGAUCCUGAGUGCUGUGGACUACCUGCACGGCCGCCGCGUCGUCCACCUGGACCUCAAGUCGGACAACAUGCUGGUGACGGACCGCAACGUGCUGAAGAUCGUAGACCUGGGCUCUGCUCAGUCUUUCACACCCGGGCAGACACUGAACAUCGAGGAGAUUCCGGGACAAGAGAAAGUUUACAUUGUCCUUCCUAAAGCUCCAGAAAUCCUCGACGGACAAGGAGUCGGACCUGAGACCGACAUCUGGGCUAUUGGGGUUUUGGCUUUUAUAAUGUUGAGUGCAGAUAGCCCGUUCCAUUCAGACCUCAACUGGGAGAGGGACAGAAACAUCCGGAAGGGGAAGAUCCAGUUUGGCCGCUGCUACCCUGGCUUGUCAGAGGGAGCAAUCAACUUCAUAAAGAACACACUGAGCAUCAAGGCUUGGGAGAGACCCUCGGCGGCUGAGUGCCUCCAGAACCCGUGGGUACGGGGCGAGCGGGCCCCUUCCAAACACAGAGACUCCAUCUUGUGUUUCUCCACUGACAAGCUGCAGGCUUUCCUCAAGGAGAGAGAGGUGAAACGAGACCAGGUCCGCACCAAGCUGCAAGGCCCUUUCUUCCAAUAAUUGCACUUCUUUCUAAUGUUUAGAGUAGGGCUGUAAGGACUUACACAUGAACUGGCGCUGGGUGAUGUCUCUUCAUAGCCCAGAUCCUGAUCACAAAUAUGUGAUGUCUUACAAAUGUUGACCUAAAAUGGAGAGCGGUUAAAUGUGUGCGUAUCAAUGGCUGCUUAGAGUUUUGUUAAAAAUUUGUCUGAAUGACUUGGACUUUGGCUUUGGUUGAAUUAUGGCGCCAUGAUAUCAGGGAAAUGUUUAGUUAAAUGCUUUAUGCAAAUACUGUUGCAUGAGUUUGAAAAGAUGAUGAUGUUGAUGUGUAAAAUGCAUCAUCCCUUUGAGUUUGCAGCAUUGGACACGAAACGCAUUUCACGUUUACAUGUUAGUCAUUUAGCAGACGCUCUUCUCCAGAGCGACUUACAGUUAGGCGUUCAGAAAAGGUUUGUAUUUUUUUUGUGAUUCUUAACAAUAUGUUUGUGGUUCAUUAGCCAAAUGGAAAGAUCAGUGGAGGAUUAAUGUGCCCAAAGCAUAGCAAGGGCCCCUACCAGAAUACAGCUUUGUCUCACAAAGGGAGGAACAUUGAAAUAUAUAUAUAUAAAUCUAGAUAGAUAUUUACACUAUUGCAAUGUUUUCAACUGUGCAGAAAUAGAUUGUAUCAAUGGAGAAUAAGAUCAUGAGUAAAUGAAGCAUAUUUUGGAUGAUCCUUUAUUUGAUUUCAUGGAGUAUACCUUGUGACAGGUGAUGGAUGUACUGAAAGGCUAAUGAAACAGUAUGUUAGUG
Molecule: messenger RNA, 21942 nt
Organism: Salvelinus fontinalis (brook trout)
Lineage: Eukaryota; Metazoa; Chordata; Actinopteri; Salmoniformes; Salmonidae
Product: obscurin-like
Exons: 84
Coding region: 1-21174 (7057 amino acids)
Biological process (GO): protein phosphorylation
Molecular function (GO): protein binding; guanyl-nucleotide exchange factor activity; ATP binding
Source: RefSeq, a predicted model, not a curated record